Molecule: messenger RNA, 1803 nt
Organism: Ziziphus jujuba (common jujube)
Lineage: Eukaryota; Viridiplantae; Streptophyta; Magnoliopsida; Rosales; Rhamnaceae
Exons: 5
Coding region: 46-1710 (554 amino acids)
Source: RefSeq, a predicted model, not a curated record
AAAAAAAAAAAAAAAAAAACACGAUCCUUUCUGUACGGAAUUUCAAUGGCGGACUAUGCGGCACCAUCGUUCUCUCUAGGACUCGAUCUAGGUUUCGAUUCGGAGCCCCAAAUACCGGUUGAGGAGGAGGAAUGCUCUUCUCCAAAACCAGCUCCAGUUCCAGCUCCCGUGCUCGAUCCAAAUGCGAAUGCACACCGACAAGAUGGCAAGGAAUUCGAAACUGAAGUCGCAGAGGAUUCGGACCCGGAAACCGGUCCUCAAGAAAAACGGCCUCGGAUACUCAAGCGCCUCAGAAGAGGACCUUCCCAGUUGCGCGAAACGCCGCCGUCUUCGUUCAAUCUUGAUGAUGAUGAAAUUGAAGAGUUCUCUUCCCAAGAAGAUAGUCUGGAAGAACUGCAUCCAUCAUCAACGCAGUAUCGUACCAUGUGUAGUAGUUCAAAGGUCCCAUUGCAUGGAUCUAAGGUUUCAACUACACAAUCAUCAAUCCAAUGGAAGGAAAGGAAAAAGAAAACAAUUUCAGAAGUUCCUGCUUCCACAAAUCUGGAGACAAGACACUGUGAAAAAAUGUUUCCACGGUUAACUGUUAGUCCUCUUCGGAGGUUCCAGUUAAUUGAUUCUGAUUCUGAUUCUGAUGAUCCUUCAGUCAGUGAAGAUGUAGACAGGGUGCCUCAGAAAAUUGAUCUUUCCUCAAAGAAGCAGCAAUUUAACCCUGCUCCAUUUGCAAUUGCUAGUGAAAAAACACAAAAAUCUUCAGAUGGUAUGCCUCAAAAUGUGGAUUUAUGGAAAGAUUUCUCUCCAGUAAAUCGUUUUCACAUUCCAACACCUGCUCUGGAUGAGGUAUGUGAAGAAUACUUCCAUUCUAUGAAGCAUAAUAAUGUAGCUGAGAAACCGGGGAGUGACAUACGUUCACAUAAAACUACAAACGGCCUAAACAUUGAGAAGUCUUCAAAUUUAGCUGACCCCCUUCCUCCAGCUCAUUACUACUUUUUCCAUAAGGAUACAAGGAUCCGGAAGUUAAUCCGCGGUCGUUUACCCAACUUUUUUCCUUUGGGUAUUGUCGACAGCGGAGGAAAUCAACAGCAUGGUGCAUCUUUUAUCGAUUAUAUGGGCCAAUUUAAUAAUGGUGAACCUUCUAAACGACGACCAACACAACAAACUGAUCUUCAGAGGAAUUCAAAGAGGGGAAGGACCAAAUCAAAUAAAUCAGUUUCUGAAGAAGCUUUUCAAGCUUCUGGUAGCUGUAUGGAUGCGGAAAAAUAUGAAACGGUUCAGAAUACUAGUGCUAAGAAAAGCUCAACGAGAGGAAAAAAUAAGUCGGACAAAUUAAGUGUAGGGGUAUUGCAUGCUUCUGGAAGAUGUAUGCAACCUAAACAAGGCAAAGCGACAACGAAAAGUAAUGUUAAGAAAAGCUCAAAGGCAGGAAAUGUGUCAAAAAAAGUAAAUGCUGGAGAAGUCUUGCAUGGUUCAGGAAGCUGGGUAGACCCUAGAAGUUGUGCUGGCAUUACAAAGGAUUCUGACAGAAGGCCGGUACAUGCAAGUGGUCAAUCUGUUGGUCAUUGGUAUACAUCUCCAGAAGGAAAGAAGGUUUACGUUAGUAAAAGUGGGCAGGAAUUGACGGGUCAAAUUGCGUACAGACAUUAUAAGAAGGAGAAUGGAGCAAGGUUUAAAAAAGCCAAGACAAAAACUAAUUCAAAGAAGAAGAAAGGCUAAUCGUUGAUGCUGAGUUUUACAUUCUGUCCCAUUUUCUGUGAUUAUUUGUUAUAUAAAUGUUGUUUGUCUGUUUUUCUUUACCUCCAUUUUCAA